Diabrotica balteata is the source of this 384-nucleotide messenger RNA. Lineage: Eukaryota; Metazoa; Arthropoda; Insecta; Coleoptera; Chrysomelidae. The record is from the annotation of a GenBank genome assembly.
AUGACAAACAAUCACCAAGCAAUUCUGGAAGAUGUGUACGUAGAUAACGGCAGAAACUCGGAUCAAUUCGAGAAACUUCUUGGAAACAGAUGCCAAACAGCUCCGACGUUACCAGCCUUGUUACCAGCUGCGCAGAUCGGUAAGAAGUUGGAGACGAGAAGAAAAUCGGAUAAUAGCCUUUUGGGAUCUUUGAACAGGUUGAGGUAUUCGAUUGGAUCGAAAGAUGGCCCAAUUCAACUUAACAACAGGCUUAGUAGCAGUCAAUUAUUAUCAACCGUUAGGCCUGAAAAAAAGGCAAGUGAUCCUACUAUAAUAGAUUUGCGUGCACUACAAUACAAUUCAGAUGAAACCAUUCAGCUUAAACUCAGGUAUUCCGAGCAAUGA